AUGGUUCUGCGCACGUUUGUGCGACACCGCUACAUUAUAGCUCCGGUACGCGCUGCUUUUGCUGCCACCAAUUUGCUGAUUCAAUCUCGCAUCGUCCUGAUUUCCGGGGCGUUUCCGGGGCGCCGUCCUCAUUUCGAGGGCGGGACAAGCCACACCCCUCCCUUUCUCAUCCUCCUUUCUCUCGUCCUCUUCCUGCUCCUGCCUUUCAUUAUUCUUCUGCUGGUGCUGCUCGCCUUGUCCUCCUUCUCUCGAUUUCUGCCACAGUGUCGCCGCUCCGAAGCAUUGCUCACUGUACAGAGUCUUUUCUCAGGGGAGCAGGAGGAGGACGAGCAGCAGCUGCUAUCAUCCGUUUAG
This is a messenger RNA of Prorocentrum cordatum, 354 nucleotides long. Lineage: Eukaryota; Dinophyceae; Prorocentrales; Prorocentraceae. The record is from the annotation of a GenBank genome assembly.